AUGCUGAUUUUUAUCUUCUUUAACUUUAUUUUCCGUUCUAAGAAACACAGACAGGGUCCACCAGGACCAAAACCCCUUCCUGUCCUUGGCAACCUGCUGGAGCUGGAUUUUGACCGAUUUGAUAAAACCUUUGUGGAGCUUUCCAAGAAAUAUGGAUCUGUGUUUGCCGUCAACAUGGGGCAAAGGAAGACGGUGGUCCUGGCGGGAUACCAGACUGUGAAGGAAGCUUUUGUUAACUACAAAGAAGAGUUUGGAGACAGGGAGGUGCCGAUAAUAGCAAAAGAUCUAAACCUAGAUCAUGGAAUUGCUUGGACAAAUGGCGAUACGUGGAAAGAAACGCGCCGCUUUACUUUGACAAACCUGAAAGACUUUGGGAUGGGGAAGAGAACAAGUGAGGACAAAAUCAUUGAGGAAAGUCAGAAGGUCAUUCAAGAACUGAAGAAGUUUAAAGGUGAAGCAUUUGAUACGAGCCAACCACUGAACCACGCUGUCUGUAAUAUAAUCUGCUCCAUGGUUUAUGGCAGCAGAUUUGAAUAUGAGGAUCCAGAGUUUCAAGCAAUUGUAAAUCUCACAUUUAAAGGCCUUAGGCAUUUAAGUUCACCUGCAAUAAAGCUUUACAUAUUGUUCCCAAGAAUUGGCAAAUUGCUGAUUUCUGCCAGGAAGAAAUUGAGAGAUGUAUUUGAAGACAUCAGAAGACAUCAUUUAAGACUACUGGAUCGUUUGAAGGAGACCCUCAACCCACAGAUGUGCAGAGGUAUUGCAGAUGUCUUCAUGAUGUGCAGAGGUAUUGCAGAUGUCUUCAUGGUCCAUCAGCAGCAGCUAAAGGUUCUUCUGCCAGGCAUUCCCCGCAAACCCUCACCACACGUUUGGGUCUACCGGGUCUGUCCGGCAUCUUCCCCUGCUAUCUGA
Molecule: messenger RNA, 909 nt
Organism: Nematolebias whitei (Rio pearlfish)
Lineage: Eukaryota; Metazoa; Chordata; Actinopteri; Cyprinodontiformes; Rivulidae
Product: cytochrome P450 2K4-like
Exons: 7
Coding region: 1-909 (302 amino acids)
Biological process (GO): xenobiotic metabolic process
Cellular component (GO): cytoplasm; intracellular membrane-bounded organelle
Molecular function (GO): iron ion binding; oxidoreductase activity, acting on paired donors, with incorporation or reduction of molecular oxygen, reduced flavin or flavoprotein as one donor, and incorporation of one atom of oxygen; heme binding
Source: RefSeq, a predicted model, not a curated record